Molecule: messenger RNA, 13099 nt
Organism: Paramuricea clavata
Lineage: Eukaryota; Metazoa; Cnidaria; Anthozoa; Malacalcyonacea; Plexauridae
Source: the annotation of a GenBank genome assembly
GAAUGUAACAGCAACAAACCCACAACAUGGACACCAAAUAACAGUCUUGAGUGUAGUGACAACAACACAAUGACCAGAAAUGACCGUUGCACAAACGGAGAAUGCCGAGGACAACCAUUUACAUGUUUACCAUGCCAGGAUCAUCACAACGACGCAUGCCGAAUAAAAACUGGCUAUUGCGUCAUUAACUAUAACAAUGUCGACACAUGUUUUACUGCUAAUACGGAAAAACCAGAAAAUCCAUGUCAGGUAGAGUGCUUGAUGUCAUAAUUUCUUGCAGAAAAGGCAUUUAUACAUGCUCGAAGUCUAGUUCGUCCCGCGUUGGCGGGAUAGAGGAUCCCAGUUACAGAUGCAGGGAUCCCGACUAGGCGGGAUGGAAGUAGGGUCAUAUAACCACAAUAUAAUAUGUAUACUAGUAGGACUUCGGCAACUGUCUCGUCCUGCCUAGCCGGAACAUAGAAACAAACACUUGGUGCCUUCGUCAGGCUGAUCUGAUGUCGCGACAAGAUGUCGUGAAAGAGGGAGGGCAUUUUCCCAGUCAGACAGACAACACAUUUGCUGAAACCCUUUCCCAGAAACAAAAUACUAAUAUAUGAAAAUCCCAUCCCCAUGCAGUGGUCCGAAUUCCACUUUCCCAGUAAAAAAUAAACAAAUACAAGUUACAAAUUUUUCUUCAUCGCAACCUCCAAAAAGUUCUUAUAGUUAUACACUUGAGAGAUCAUGUCAACGACCAAAACGUGGGGGCAUGUCUGAAGACCAUGGCUGUUCAUGAUACGUUCAAAUAUUCUGACUAAAUUAAUAAUUUAUGAAUUAUAAAUUACAUUAAAAUACUCACGUGGAGUGACUUUAUAUCUGAUAAAGCAUGAGGCAUUAUAUAAUUGUUCAUCCUAAUUAGUAUGAUUAUAUAAUGGUUCAUCCUAAUUAGUAUUCUUUUGUAGUCUAUUUUAAGCCAUGCAUUUAAAGCACUUGUAGUCGUGUUUUAUCAGAUAUAAAACGCUCGGCUGCGUUUUAUAUCUGAUAAAACACUCCUACGCGUGUACUUAAUUGUUUUGGCAGUGUUAUACCGCGCAUGAGAAUAUUUGUAAAUACUCAUACGGCUUAUAGAUUGACAAUAUUUAUAAUUUAUAGACCCGAAGCGAGGGAGAUUGGCUAAAUAUUACCCGAAGUGAUGAUGUCAUCACAGAGGGUCUAUAAAUGAUAUAUUAUACCGAAAGUUAAAGAACCCACUAAGUUGAGAAUAAAAUUGUUGAAUAACUAAGCGAAUACAAUGUUUAAUUUCUUAUUUAUACCUGCAUUUUUAAUGUUUUCUCUUUAAUCAUUAAAAUAUUUAGCGGGUAUCCUUCUGAUCAUUGAAGGUAACAUACCUCUUCAAAAUCCUUAGUUAAAUCAAUAAAUAUUUCAUACAAAAUUAACGAACAACAGCUCAUGCACGAACGCCAUAUCUCAGCGCGUGGUGUACGAGCUGAGCGAGCGCGAGGUACUAUAAUAUCCACGGUGAUAUAUUAUAAUAAUAUUAUACCUCAACUUCAAAUUGUCCAAUCAGAAAGCUCAGUUCGUGGCACGUGAGCACGAAAUUAAUCACGACAUCACGCCUUAUGUCAUCAAUUAGCAAGCAUGCGUUCCUUUUGACAAUGUUCCACCCCAUGUUCCCCAGAAGCAUGGGGUUGAACAUUAUUCGCGUAGACCACGAGAGACAACACGCAUGACAAAAGAUGGCCGACAAAAUAAUAGCAAGGAGUGAUGAAUAAUUAAAUUUUAAUUUUAAACAGUUUUUUUUUAAUUUUGAAGCAAAUUCGAAUUUAAAUUUUGAAGCGAAGUCAAUAAUAUUCCAAACGAUAGGUGAUUCGAAAGAAAAGCGACGAUACUUGCGUUAAUCCAAAAAUAAACAUCGUAUUCACGAAGGUAUGGUCAAGUUUUAUAUUCUCAACUUGGAGGCAUUCAAUUUUCGGGGCAAUAAAUAUCCAUAACUAAGUAUCGAUGGCGAUGAUGUUUGAACUUCCUACCAAAACGUCUGUUUUUAAUCUUUCAGUGGUGUCUACCUGAAGUAAGUACUACAACUUGGACAAGCAAGCAUAACGUUUCAUGCGACGACGGACACAGAUGCACAAAGUCAGACACAUGUAAAAAUGGUCAAUGUGAAGGGAUCAGUUUUACAUGCAAUAAUGAUUGUCAGUCCUGUAAUGGUAGUGGCUGUAGUUUACACAUUGGUUAUGGAUAUAUAACAGGCAAAUGUACUUGCAAAAUAGCAGGUAGAUCGAUAUGUAACUUAAACAGUUUUGUUGAUUUCCUAAACUACUAAAGCCAUAGAGAUUAUAAAAUAAUAGAGCGGGCUUUGUGGGAAAAAUCUAGCGACACACUGAUCAAGCUUCCAAUUCCCAAUGGAGCUAUUUACGCUGCCUAACGUCUCGUUCGCCGGAUAUAAAGUCUCGUUACCGGAUCCAGUUACAGCAAUGAAAAUAAUAAACUUUGAAAAAAUAGAUUUUUCCGUUGUUACGGUGUAGUUAAAGCAACGACUAAAAGCUCAAAAUCAACAAGAAUUACCUGGACUUUAGUGUAAAACAAGUUUUGAACGUUAGAAAUGUUUCGAUUUUGUUGUGUGUUGAAUGGCCUGUUUGCUUCGUUAGCUUUCGACACGUCCAAAUUUUUGUCAUUUUCUAUAAUACAGAACGGAAACUCUUCAAUUUGUUUCCACAUAUAAUAAUACUAUAACAGUAGACUGUCGAUAUAACCAGGAUUGAGUACUUGAAGGCACUUGAAUUGAAGGAAGAUGGUGCUUGCACUUUUCUUGGUGUUCGCACAUUAAUUUGACCUCCCAUUUAUAGCAAGUUUCAAAAUGUCUCUUUCGUUUGAGUAAAUUCAUUCUGUAAUGCCCACUUCAUUCUUUUCAAUCUCAACGAGUGAAGCAAUAAAACAUCACAUGUGGAAAUUCUCAUAAAAAGUUGCCUAAACUGAUGGGUUUUAGUUCAUAAAAUUCUUAAAAUACCAAAGAUAUAACUAUCUUUAUUAUUAGCAUAACAAAAUUACUGGAUGCUGAUUGGUUGAGAGGAGUACAAUUAUUUCAUUAAUUGUACUGCAGUACAAUUAAUGAUUUUCUCAAAACAAACAAAAUGGCGGAAAGGUAUUUUGAACGCGAAUGUGAAAUGAAAUUGCUCUUGAGGAACUAGAUGAAAAUACGAACAAAAGCUCCAAAUUUUGCUUUAGCAAAAGAACUAAAUGAUAAUACGAACGAAAGUACCAAAUUUUGGUUGAAAGUCUGGCAGGACUGGGCUUUGGCGAGAGAAUAUGAUGUUGACGGAGAAGUAUACAAUUUCGUCAUAUGCUAAUAGUAAACAAGUAAUCAUGCGAAGUUGCUCGUACAAUUAGGGAUUAAUAGUACUCGUGAUGUUUGGAAAUUUGCAAAAAUUUCCAAACAUCACUCGUACUAUUAAUCCCUAAUUGUACUCACCAUCGCAUGAUUACCUAUACAUAUAUUUCUUUAGGAAAAGACUACAAUCAUCAACAGCUCAACCCAAGUAAUGAAUGCCAAUGGUGUGACAUAUAUGAUAACACAUCCAAACCAAUUCUCGCAUGGUCAAACCGACCAUCAGUUGUUUGCAAUGAUAAUAACGCCUGCACAAAGCAAGACCUCUGUCAAAAUGGCUACUGUGUGGGUACCGAAUACAGCUGUCAAGUAUCCUAUCCGCAGUCCAGUUGUAUACAGAGUUCUCAAUGUAUUGGUGAUGGGACAUGUAGAAAUAUAAUGAAGAGCAACGGGACAAUAUGUCGCUCAGCUAUUGACGAGUGUGACCAAUCAGAAAGGUAAGAAAAUAGAACAAAUCAUAGCAGAAUCCUAACAUAACACGGAUUACAAAAGGUCAGGCAUUUUGAAAGAGGAUGGGUGGAUAUUGAACAGCGUAAAUGGUAGGCGACUAGUUUGCACUGUUGAUAAACAUACUGUAUAAUAGUAAUGAGUGAUAAUUGUUGUGUAGGAUAAGUAGUAGAUCAGCAGAUUAGAUAUGUAUAUUGUUUUCUAUAAUAUUAAAUUUUAUAGUACGCUAGUAUAUGCAAAAAGCCUAAGGGAUAGGCUGAUCAUUGAUUGGCGUGUUUCUAUAACUGUAUAGAAACAAGGGAAAUUUCCUAUGUUGCAGCAUUUAUUUCAAACGUAAACAAAACAAUGAUAUGUUUCUGAUGUUACUCUGAAAUCGAAAAAAAAUUUGAGAACACCAGUUUAAUUUACACCCAAAUGAAGGAACCACAAGACAAGAAAAGAAUUCUUUGUUUAAAAAAAAAAGAACUUGACAAGUUAUGCUGGCAAACCGAUCGACUGGAUUUUAUGCUGUUUGUACAAGUUUUUGAUAUCUAUUGUUAUACUUAAAAGUGCUUGAUAUUGAUACAAAACCACGAACAUUACAAAGCUGAAGGAAUGAGAAUUAUAGGGAAUGGGUAUAAACUGGUUUCUUCAGAUAUAUUAUAAAAGAAAUAGAAACAUUUUUCACUGUGUUUCUAUACAGUUGUAAAAGACUUGUGGUAGUUACUAGGGAAAACUCGAAAGAACUCACCCUUCGUACUCGUGUUCCCGCUGAUUAUUUCUCGUUCUCCCCAACUCCCACGCGUGUUUCUAUAACUGCAUAGAAACACGGAAAAUGUUAUCUAUUUCUCAAAUGUAGAUAGGUAGGAUGGGUUGGAUAUGCUGUAGAUUGGUACAUAGUUAGGUAGGUAAGUAGGUUGGUAGAUUCGGAAGCAAGUUGGCAGGUUGGUACAUAAGUUGGUAAGAAGGCGGGUAGGCGGUUAGGUAGGUUGAUAAAGGUAUGCAGGUAUAAGUAUAGAUAGGUAAGUGGGUAGGUAGAGCAUGUAGGUAACAUGAAGCCAGGUAGUCUGCUGGAUGGAUAUAGGUAAUGUGUUAUUGUCGCAUUUAGAGCAGACAAGUUAGUCCAAAGAGUGUGACAUUAUUAAAUAACACAUCGAUUUAUAACUUUACAUUACGUGGGACUGCCUAUAGCAGAGUAUAACAAGCUUUCGUUGGUAGGGAUGCAACUACCUGAAAAACACAAAGCGAAAUUCGACGUUCCGACGAAGGGCCUAAUUGACUCAAAUUGACUCGACUUGCAUCCCUACAACGACAGCUUGUUAUUAUUUGCACUACGUACCUACACUCGCACAGACCUUUCAAGAUUAUAUGGCAGAAUAUUUAGAUUUGUAAUCGUAGGUGCGUAUAAGUAGAGAUACAGUCAUUGGCAGAAAUUGAGAUGGAAGUAUUAGGAAAAAUCACAAGAUUGUCAUGCAAUUCAUCGCAAUAUCGUACUAAUUCCACACACUACUGAUUUCCAUAGAUGCAACGGCGUAAUAGGAACAUGCCCACCAGCAGUUAUGAACCCAAUAUAUCUUCAUGAAGGUCAGGCAAGUCUAACACUUUCAAGCUUCGCGACAACUAUUGUAUUCCAGUCAAGCACAGACAAAUUACAUCUCCAACUCAGCGGCUUUUCUGUCACUUGUGGUUCACUCACUGUUAGAUGGUCCUUAAUAAAAGCUGAAGACAAGUGCAACCUUGACCGAAAUAAUGCAACACUUUCUUCCAACUCAAAUAAUCAUAUUCUCGUCGGCCUUAAUUUAGAGAACAUAGCCACGUAUAAAGUCGUUGUCCAGGCAGACAAUAUUCGUGAACAACUUGGUUUACCUGUGUGCAGUAAUCCGGUUACCAUAGAUACUAGCACGCCAACUGGUGGUUGGGUGUAUGAUGGUGCAGGCUCUAUUGAUAUUCAGUAUCAAUCAAGUACGUCGUUCAGAGCGUCAUGGGGAGGGUUUCAAUCAACCUACGGUAUUGGAAAGUACGAAGUCGCUAUGCAGUACCAACCACAGUCUUCUAACAAUCAAAUUGAAGUACAGGGCUUUAUAAAUGUAAACUUGAACGUCUCGUUCAGCAAAACAAUUGCAACAAUCCCAGACGGCAGCGAACUCACAACAAAAGUACGAGCAUACACGAAAGCAGGAUUAUAUACAGAAAUCGCCAGCAAUGGUGUAACUGUGGAUACAUCAGAACCAUUACCUGCAUCAGUCUCUGACGGCUCGGACCUUUCGUCAGAUCUGGAAUAUGCUGAUUGGACUUCCAGCUACACUAUAAGUUGGGAAAAGUUCACAGAUCCUCAUACGCCUAUUGUGAACUACAAGAUCGGUGUUAAGCGAAAGAAUGGUGGCUUUGUAUCAGCAGGAUUAACAUCGGUCGGUAUAAUAUACCAGUCUGUAGUUACAGGCUUACCUAUUGUCUCGGAAGAAGAAUAUUGUGCCAUCGUCGAAGGCGAAAACGCUGCUGGACUAAAAGCUCAAGCUUUUUCAAACUGUUUGCUCAUUGAUCACGACGCUCCAAGACAUGGAGCUAUUAAUGAUGGCUUGUCUGACGAUAUUGACUAUCAGUCGGGUAAUACAGUAUUCCACGCCAACUGGAACGGAUUUGACGACGGCACUCAUGGUAGCGGACUCGCAGACUACAAAUACAUACUAACAGAUCAAAAUGACGUGAAUGUCACAUCAUGGACCUCCGCGGGCUUACAAACGAAUGUUUCAAUCUCAGGGAUAAGUCUCGUAGACGGUAAUACUUAUUACAUGACAGUUCGAGCAAUCGACAGAGUGGGACAUGGCAAAGAAAUGCAAUCAGAUGGAGUGUACAUUGACACAACUCAUCCAGUUUAUACUGGCAAAAUAGUCGUUCAAGGCGAAACGGCACAAAAAGGCAACGAGUCAGUUGUUUACAUUCAGAUUAAUGAGUCCAUAACAGCUUCUUGGCCUCAGUUUGUGGACGCCCACAGUGGAAUGAAGAAAUACCAAUGGAGUAUUUUUAAAAAUCACGAACAACCAACAGAAUGGAAAGACGUGCCAGGAAUUAAUCUUGCGACAAGAGCAGUGUUUCGGUAAGCGUAAAGGCAAUACUGCAUGUAACUAUUUCCAAAGGGUAAGCUACAUGCAAUUUCGUAUUAAAUUGUUAAAACUGAAACUUUCAUGAUCCACAUCACGACUCAAAAUGCUUUAGCAUCGUUUUGCGUUGCGAAUCGCAGUGCAGCAUCGAGUUAAAACUUGGCAGAAAAGCUAAAUUAAAGGCCUAAGAAAUAGGGUGAUCAAACGCGGAUUCUGACUUUCUUUGCAUCUUGAAAUAUUUUGUACAACUAAAAAAUAUUAUACAAGAAGACUUUACAAUGUUUAAAAACAGCUUAAUACAGGUUCCCCAAAGUUAAAAUUCUCAUUAACCACUUUCUUAUAAUAGGUGGCAGAAGUUUAAACAUCACAUUGUUACUUAAAGUAACAACACUAAGUCAGUUCCCUCAAAUAUUUCUUACACAUCCUUCAAAACUAAAAAUUUACCUAUGCAAAAUUCAUACUGUAAUCACAGAAACUUUGAUAGUCUUACUGUAAACCAACCUUUAUUUAAGACAAUGAUUAUUAUUGCAAUGCUUUUUUAGACCUCUCUCACUAACCAAAAACACUGAAUAUCGACUAACCAUUCGCGGUAUCAACAACGCUGAUCUGCACACACCUAUCAUAUCACCUAUAAUAAUCCCUAUCGGAGCAAUAUCUGGACUUGGGACGGUCUCCGACGGUCACGACCCAUUGACUGACAUCGAUUACCUAACAAACACAUCCGAAGUUCACGCGACUUGGGAAGGCUUUGAAACACAUGAUGGAACAAUUCGAGCUUAUUUCUUUGCAAUAGGUAGCUGCACGAAAGGUAAUUACCAUGUGACUAACAACCAGUUCAUGCCAGUUACACCGCCAACAGCAACCUCAUUUGGAAUUCAAGGUCUGCACCUCGUGAACGGUCAGCGAUAUUGUGUCAAAAUAAAGGCAGAAAAUUUUGCAGCUGUUGAGAGUGACGUAGUCUCUUCAAAUGGAUUUAUUGUGGAUGUCUCCCCUCCUGAUCUGAGGCAUGCGAUGGUGUUCGACGGACAGGGAGAAGACGAUAUAGAUCACCAGUCAGAUAGUGCGGAGUUAUCCGCUACAUGGACCGGAAUUCAAGACCAUGAAUCUGGCAUACAACACUUUGAGGUCGCUGUCAGUCGCAACAGAGCAGGCCAACCGGAUGUAACGUCAUUCAUAGACGCUAGCCGCAAUACGUACUCUACAGUAACUGCACUGAGUCUUAACAAUGAAGUGUAUUACAUUAUACUAUGUGCCAUAAAUAACGCAGGAUUAAAGUCGUGUUUGGCUUCAGAUGGCGUCCUCAUCGAUCCGACACCUCCAACGUCUGGCGUCGUACAUGACGGGAUACUUGAACCAGAUAUUCGCUAUCAGGCGACUACAAAUAAGUUGAGUGGAAACUGGGAACGAAUUUGGGAUUUGGAAAGCAGGGUAAAAAGAUUUGAAUGGGGGAUUUCGGGGGAAGAAGGUCUUGUUCAAGAAUUUGUUGAUGUUGGACUUCAGACUCACGUUACAUCGAAGAAACCUCUACAGCUAAAACAUGGCAACAAUUAUACUAUAUUCCUGAGAGUCUAUAACAGAGCUGGUGUAUUGAAAAAAAUAUCAUCCAAUGGCGUCAUUAUUGAUACAACACCACCAGUUCCAAGUGAAAUUAUACCAAGGUUAUCUCCAUUGGAAUGGCGUUUUUCUGAACAAACUGCAACAUAUUAUUCAUCUAGUGCGUCAGAUAUUUACGUUACAUGGAAGAACUUUGAAGAACUGGAAAGUGAAAUAUGGUACUACAAGUGGGCGAUAGGGACAUCGAAAUACGGCACCCAACUUCAACCAUUGAUAAAUAUCGGCUUAGUCACAAAUGCUAAUACCUCCGGGAAUGGACUAAAUAUCCGUCCGGGGAUUCGUUAUUUUGUCACUGUGAUUGGAAGAAAUCGAGUUGACCUCGUUUCAGGUAACUGUUCAUGGCCUUUCCUUGUUGAUUACAGCGCGCCUCGUACAGGGAAUAUCCGUAUAAAAUCACCUUCUGGAAUCCGGAAGGAUUAUUUCAGGUCAGACAAUAAUAUCCACGUCAGUUGGUCAGGAUUCGAAGAUCCGGAAAGCGGAAUAGAAAAGUACGACAUUUCAGUGGUACAUAAUAACAGAGAGAUUUCAAAUUAUUCUCGGACAUCUAUUGAUGCCGAACUGGAAAUACUCAUAGAUACAGGUUUUCUGUCUCCGAGAAAUGACUAUAGGAUUGUUGUGAAAUCCAUAAAUUACGCAGGCCUCGAAUCAUUUGCGACUUCAACACCGUUUAUCAUCGAUAAUACACCACCUGCCUACACCGGAAACGCAAACGACCUACCAAAGCGCUAUUUUUUGCCAGAUUCAAAUUUAUUAGAAGUUGCUUGGGCAGCCUUCGAAGAUCACGAAAGUCCCGUCGAAUUUUAUGAAAUUGGUAUCGGAAGACAGAAAUCCGGUGAUGAUAUAUUCAAGUUUACUAAAACUGGUUUACGUAAACAUUUCAGUUUUCGUAGUUUAGAGAUUACAGACAAUCAGACGUUUUAUGUAACCGUCAACGCUUACAACAUGGCCGGCCUCGAGACUUCGCUGUCGUUAGAGGAAAUCACUUUUGACCAGAGUCCGCCUACUGGAUAUAACGGAUGUGUCAGAGACGGUUUAUUACACGAAGAUAUCGACUAUCUGUCGUCAGGAAACACUGUUUCUGCUACCUUGCAAGGUAUCGAGGACUUAGAAAGUAGAAUAAGCAAAAUUGAGUAUUGUGUUGGUAGCACGCCAUUUAACUGCUUCAUAAAACCUUUCACAUCACUCGGUCAAAAUAUGUCGUUUGUUUGUACGGAUUGCAAAAUAGAUCAUGGAAUGACAGCUUUUGCCACAUUUCGUGUAACAAACGGAGCAGGUUUGUUCACGAUAUUUGUCUCCGAUGGUGUUACAGUUGACUCCACUCCUCCCGAUAUACAAUUCGUUUAUGAUGGUAAAAAGGCGGAUUAUCCUGACGUGGAAAAGACGUACAGUAAUUGGACACCAACUGUCACGUGGCACGGAGCACGAGAUGUACAAAGUGGCUUACGCAAUUGCCAGUGGAUGAUUGUAAAGAAAGAUGGAAACACAACUAUCAGCGUCUAUGUGAAGACGCUUCAUAAAGCUGAAAUAACUUACAACAUACGCCAUACCGAAAGAGCUACUGACCCGCUUACACUUUCGACAAACUCUUCAUAUUUUAACGUCAUCCAAUGUUGGAACCAUGCAGGGAUCACUAUUGAUCAGUAUUCCAAUGGCUGGUCUGUGGUUGAACAAUGGCCUAUUCCGUCAUACAUCAUAGAUGGCCCGGGACCACAUGACAUGAAAUAUGACGUAAAUGGGGAAAAUCUUCACGCCUCAUGGGGCGCAUUCCAGGCUGAUUCAAAAGACCCUAUAAUAAAGUACGAGUGGGCUGUUGGUACGUUUGGGCAAGUUGACGACACCCUAGAAUUUACAGACGUAGAACUUGAUACAAAAGUUGCAUUAUCAUUGUCAGAAAGCGAUAUCAUAUUAAAGACGGGGGUUGAAUACUACAUAACUGUGCGGGGAACCACUUUGAGCGGAUGGAACAGCAACAAAACUUCAAACGGCUUUGUCGUCGAUACAACUUCUCCGACUGCUGGUAUUGUGAAGGUAGAUCAUCAUAUUUUAAACCAGCACACCAAUGAUGUUGAGUAUAGAAUAUCGUGGGAAGGCUUUGCUGAUUCCGAGACAGGAAUUGCCAACUAUGCAUAUUGUUUGGGUUACAUUUACGAUGUUUGCUCGACAACUGUCUUCAAUGCAGGGCUGGCUUUUCAGGGCACAGUGCGGAGUUUUCUUCCUGAAGUCCAAGAUAAUUCAUUCUACGGUAUUGUCAUUGUAACAAAUGCAGCAGGUCUGAAAACAAUCGUUAGUUCAAAUGCUGUCAAAAUUGACUUCACCCCUCCCGUAACUGGAAGUGUGCUUGAUGGAGUUAAUAUUGACCUGGACUAUAUCAAUUCUAGCGUUACUUUAGCGGCGACAUGGUCCGCGUUCACAGACCCCGAGACUGGAAUUGAGAAAUGCACUUUAACUAUCAAUGAAGAAAACCCCAUUAAGACCGAGUCUAUAACGAUGAAAGUAAGGGUGGACGUUAAUACGACUGGCUCCAUAAUCCAUGAUUUUGUUAUGAUAUCAGGCCUUCAGUACGUUUCUACCAUAACGUGUGAAAAUUUUGACGGAUUUAGAUCUUCAGAAUCUUCUAAUGGUGUUAUCGUCGACGACUCCCCUCCUAUCCCGGGCACAAUACUUGACAAAAAUUCCCAACCCUUUGAAAACCAAUAUCAAUCAUCCACAAGUGAGAUUCACGUCCGUUGGACCGAUGGAUACGAUCUUGAAAGUGGCAUAAUGGAGUAUUUAAUAGCCGUGGGAUCUGGGUCAAAUGAGGACGACAUACGCGAAUUCUUUUCAAUUGGAUUAGCAAGAGAAAUAAAUAUUAAAAAUCUUACCAUGACCUCUGGUUCAACUUAUUACAUUACUUUGCAAAUUGUGAAUAAAGCUGGCGUGACGUCACGUGUUUCUUCAACUGGCAUAACAGUUGACACGACUCCACCGGAAAUAAAAGAGGUAAUACUAUCAAUCUAUAGAUAUUAUUACAUAUAUAUCACUUUAGGUACUGAUAUUGCAAUACAUUGGGUUAAUUUAAAAAAUAAUCAGGCCGCCAAUUGAUAACAUUGUGUGAUUUGUUUUACUACAGGAUUAAGAUAAUUAUAAGCAUGAAGGGGUUUUUUAAAACUUGUAUUUGGAAAUAUCCAUUGAUGAUUUUCAGUGUAUUACCAAUAUUUUUCAGAUAAAACUUCAACGGUCUGGAACCGGAUAUAUGGGUCCUAAAGAUAAUCUAAGUGGAAAUUGGAAAACAUUCGACGAGGAAAGCAAUAUCGACUUUGCUGAAUAUUGUUUUGGUACAACUAGAGGAGGGUGCAAUGUACAAGACAUGCAUCUUGCAUUGGACAAACAAAUGAACGUAACCUGCCUUGAUUGCAAACUGAAGCACGACUACACUUAUUUCAUGACUUUUCGAGUCUGGAAUAAAGCGGGUUUGUUUAACCUGGCUACAUCAGAAGGAAUUACAGUAGAUUUGACGGCACCAGUUGGAGGCAAAGUAUCAUUAAAUAAAACGUAUAUGUCUUGUAUUGGUCGUUGCGGUCUGACCGCAGAAUUUAGUGGAUUUAAAGAUGAAGAAAGUGGUGUGGGAAUUUGUGAAUUUAGCAUUAAAACCGUAAAUGAAGAAACAGUUUUGCAUGUUCAACCUACGACAAAUGAAAACCAAAUAGAAGCCAAUGAUUUAAUAUUCCAACAUGGUGAAAGUUAUAAAAUUACUGUUGCGUGUUAUAAUACCGUGGGAGAGCGAAGUUUGGAUGUUUUCUCGCCACCAAUACGAAUUGAUAAUGUGCCACCAGAAAAGGUAAGACGUGACCGUAGUGAUACAUAUACCGAAUAUCUAAAAAUCACAUCUUCGACGCCCUGCAUGUGGCUAGGAAAAACUGAGUUUAGAUUUACAUGUUUGAAAGCACGCUGCAAACGGCACAGGCGGAUAUUCUUGGCAGAGUUUUAUUUCCUUUUGCCCGCUUCAUAUUUUCUUUCUUGUGUCAAAAGUAUAAUUUUACAAUACUGUUUUAACAUUAACAUGCCAUUUUUUACUUUUCAGCGAUGUUACAGUAAUUGCCUGGUGUUUGAUGACUGUUUUAAUAAAAAUGAAGCCAUAAUACAAGGAUUGUAAUAAUUUCUUCACAUUCGAAUUCUUUACAAGGGCUCGAAUGCUGCCAUUUUAUAAAAUUACAUUAAAUAAUAUUAUUCAAUUUAGGGUUUUGUGAUCAUAAGUCCUAAUCGAAAUCAUGAUGUUCAGCGUCAGCAUGUUGGCUGUCACUUUUUGAAUACGACAUUGCGGGUUUACUGGUCCGAAUUUCAAGACAAAGAGUCAAGCAUCGCCGGAUAUCGCGUUGCUAUUGGACGAAGACCACUUGGAUACGAUAUCAUUCCCUAUACAUAUGUCGGUAUUGUCUCAGAUGCAAAGUUUGAUCUUGGCGAAAAAUAUGGUCUGUCUCUGGGAGAAACAAUCUUUGCAACAGUAGAAGCAACAAAUAAAGCAGGUCUUUCAAGCGAAGUUUCAUCGUUGCCUACUCGUUUAAUAUCUAAUACGGACAGUAACCUUGUUACUGAGCAAGACUUCUUAUGCGUUAAUGUUUAA